ACAUGGUGGUAUGUUUAUUGAACCAUAAAGAAAAUAAAAUAAAAAAACAUUUUCUUCCGGAAAUCCAAGAGGGGAAUUCCCCAUUUUUCUUCUCUCACAAAAUCAAAUCCCUAACUCUCUCUCCCUCCUCUUCUCCUCCGGCGAAAAUUCGCCUUUCGACCACCCAGUACCGCCGCCGCCUUAUCAUUUUCUCGUCCCCUGUCCGACGGCGAGCGCACGCCGCAGCCGCCGCCCAACGUGACGACUUCAGCAGCAGCCGUUCGGCUAAAACAGCCGCCACCGCCGUCUGACCCGGCCGCGCGAUAGCACAGUCACGCCUCCCUUUCGGCCGACACCUAGCCGCCUCUUCUCGCCCUCAGCCCGAUUCUGCGACUCGACACUACAAGAGUAUUACAACGCUUAAAAGCUACAACAUUUUUCAGAAGGAAAUCAGUUGAUGGAACUAUCUGAUAAGGAAUCUAGGACGCCGUGCAGGAUUGGUGACAGAUCUACUAGCGACGUUGUUGUAAGGAUUAGAACACAGGAAGGGCGUGAUGAUUGGAUAUACUGUCACUCACAUAUACUUGUAGACAAAAGCAAGUAUUUUGCUGACCGGUUAUCUGACAGUUGGCCAACAUGCCAGAUUCUUGACUCGCGUAACUGCGUUGAGGUUUAUUGUGAAGAAUCAGAUUUUGACCAUCAUAUUGUCAUUCUUAGACUUUUCUAUAUCACCUCAGAUGUGACUGUGACUGAUAUAGGCAGUGUUAAGAAUGCUCUUGGCAUACUGAGAGUUGCGAUUCAUCUGGAAUGCCCUCAAAUUGUUUCCACAUGUGUAGGCUAUUUGGAAGCAGUCCCUUGGGAUGAAUCUGAGGAAGACGAGAUUUUGAAAGUUAUUCCUGGAAUGGGAUCUCCAGCAGAAACGAUACUUGCUCGUCUGCAGCCAGUCAAUCCUUUGGCUGUUGUUAAGAUCUUCGUUUCAGCCAUCCAAUUUGCCACAUCAUCUCCACCAUCUUCGAUGAAUGAUCUGAAGGUCUCAUCUCAGGAGCAGCUUGAGUACCUGCUGACUGAGGAUGACGAUGCUCCUUUGUUAACCGCUGAUGAUGAAAUUAAAAUGGAAGCAAAGUUAUGCGUCAAUAGGUUAUUGAUGAGAUUUGUUAACCUUGUGGAAUCUUUGGUUGGUGAUCUCCAAGAAUCAAUGGCUGAAGCAGCAAAGAUCGAGUUGUUCCAGGCCUAUUUAAAUGAUUUAUCAUGGGCUUCUCAAAUAGUAACAAAGUUGGAAAUCUCAAGUGAUUUUGUUCUCACUUGGGUGGAGACAUCUGUAAAGAUAGUGAAAGUUGCUGAGGAAGCUUGCCGGGAAAGUUCACUACAGAUACAGGUGAAAGUUCUUGAGGUUGCUGCCAAAGUGUUGGAAGCUAUAGGGUAUGGAACUCUAAUCUUGCCUACUACGAAACGCCUUCAAAUGGUUAAAGUCUGGCUUCCGUUUGUUAGACUUGUGAAGCCUUCAGUUGACUCUGUUACUUCUGAUGAUGACAAUGAUAUGAUGUUGAAAUCUAACGAUGAGCUUUGGCAAUCCUUGGAAUCAGCAUUUGUGUCAAUGAUUCUUGCAUUGCCAUCAUCAGACCAAGCAGAAAUCUUGACUGAGUGGUUCGAAAAUAAACAGAUUCGCUACCCAGAUUUGACUGAAGCCUUCGAAGUGUGGUGCUAUAGAUCAAAAGUUGCCAAGCGAAGGCUGGCGUUGCUUGAUGGAAACGACCUAACUCCUAACAGAGUAUGAUAAGGCCGGGUUUGCUCGAUGAAUCAUAUCACUCUUCUAGUAAGAUUCUGUAACCUGUCAUUUUGUGUUUAUUCUUGAGUAUAUCAUGGAAAAUUAGCAAUUCAAAAGCAGUGUACUAAUUCGGAAAUCAUGUAGAUAUGGUGUAUGUUUCAUGUAAUUUUUACUCAUCAUAGUUUUGAUGCAUUGAGUUGAGGAUUUUUUGAAUUA
Salvia miltiorrhiza (redroot sage) is the source of this 1960-nucleotide messenger RNA. RefSeq names its product BTB/POZ domain-containing protein At3g05675. The coding region runs from base 437 to 1753 and encodes 438 amino acids. The record is from RefSeq and is a predicted model, not a curated record. The transcript is spliced from 3 exons. Lineage: Eukaryota; Viridiplantae; Streptophyta; Magnoliopsida; Lamiales; Lamiaceae.